UCUGAUCGUGGUCGUGAUGAUGAUAAAUACCAAACAGCAAUGAUGGAAUCGACGUUGCAUGACCACAGUACUCGGCAAGAGCAAUCGCAGCAGCCACAGUCAACAAACGCCCCGCAGGCCGAUGCCAAACAACCCAGGCAUACUGACACUGCAUCAGACAGGGCGACGGCAGCGUUCGUCCGCCGCGUUUUAUGUUCCCACGAUAUAUUGUUGGGCAAUGGCGAAAAAGGACGCAACACUCCGCGUCCAAUCGAAGAUGUGCUCCCGCCUUUGACCAGUUCCAACGAAAUUGACCUUCAACUCUACGCCAUCAUUGCAGUCAUUAUCAAAGAGUUCGUACAGUCAUGGUACUCGAAAAUCACGCCCGACCACGUAUUCGUCGAUGAAGUGAUCCAAAUUAUUGCACAUUGCACCAGAGGGUUAGAGCAGCGCCUCCGCAAAGUCGACCUAGAGGCAUUGCUUCUUGACGAAAUACCCGAACUGAUCGAAGCUCACCUCCACACUUUUCGCCUAGCCAAACAGCAGGCUUCUGAUCCCCAUUCACUUGUUUCUGAUCCUCGCACUGUCUAUCACACGCUUCGUCCACAUCCUGCUCUUUCACCCGUCCCAAGCGAUUUGGUGUCGUCCAGUGUCGUUGAGCAGCGGGAGAAUGAGUCUGCCUGGCGCCAGCUCCUUGUCCAGGGGGUAUUGGUGACUCUCUUGCCAACCGAAGACUUGGAGAAUGCGUGUCUACGGUCUUUAGUCGCCGAGGUUUUCGCGGAGAUGAUACUCGGAAACGGCAUUAGUGGUAAAGCCUGCGAAGGGUGGUUGCUUUGGGAGGGUAUUACGAGAAUAGCUGAAGUCCUACAGACCGAUCAUGAAAAACCAAAAGGUUCGGAAUUGGAUGACGCGCACGAUGAGAAGCCAUUAACCCGCCUUCAACGUUAUGGGCUUCUUGCAUCCACGACAGAGCAGCAAAGCGGCGACGAGUCCUCUACAUCGUUACUGGUCGACUCUCAGGACUGUGCAAUUACCCCCGCAAAUAUAUCGGUCUCAAACCUGUUCUGGACAGCUGUCCUAUACAUCUUUAUGGCGGGUACGGCGAUGCGCGCCAUCAUCACAACCAUGGCGACAUCAUCAGCUUUGCCACGAAGAUCUGUUGCAGGGAUCGAAGGCCCAUCAUCGGUCGAAGACGACCACGAAUCCCAUCGAGUAAAAGCACAUUCGGACGAAAAAAAACAACAUGCCGACGCAAAGCGACCGAUUGUCAGCAUGAAAGUGUGGAGCUUUGCGUCACAGCUAAUUGAAUUGGACAUCCGUAUGCCUUGGGUCUCGGGACUACUAUCAAUGCUGCAUUAUUGGACGUUGGCUGGUCCUGGAAGGGUGGGCGACACCAACGGCGUAUUGGACAGAUUCCUAUCUCACACGUUGCAUAUGCGAGUCCUGAACCCCGCCUUUCUCCCUAUUGUGCUCCGCACCCUCCGUGCAACUCUUUUCCCCAACAACACACUUGGGCCACCUCGACAGAUUCCUUCUGCAGAGGAAGCGAAGCAAAUCAAGACCAAAUGCGCUGCCGCAUUGCUCCAGCUGUUGCCACCGAAACUAGCGGCAACUUUCUUCGCAAGCUCAAGCCCUCUAGAACAGCUCCGGCAAACCGAGGAGUUACUGGAUUGUCUCGAUGAUGCCUACCUCAACAAACAUCUCGUUUUUGCGAUUGUAGAGCUUAUUGUGCUGCGAUUGGUCCCGGAAUUGGGGGAAAGGGGGGUGCGGGAACUGAUGGAGGAUCGGUUAGGGUAG
Periconia digitata is the source of this 1776-nucleotide messenger RNA. NCBI's taxonomy places the organism in Eukaryota, Fungi, Ascomycota, Dothideomycetes, Pleosporales, Periconiaceae. The record is from the annotation of a GenBank genome assembly.